AUGAACAUUGUGUCAUUUCUUAUUAGACAUGAGAUCAAUCGAUUCGAAUGCGUUCAUCCACUCAUUUAUGCUGCAUACGAUGUAUUGGACAAAGUUCACGAUCCGGUUAUUUCGGAGAAAAUUCGGAAUCACUUGAUCGCCAUUGAAGAUUCUUUUGUGAAUAGCCAAGAGUGGACGCUGUGCCGCUCCGUCACCGAAGUGCGACUAGGUGUUUUAGGUUCUCAGCAUUCCGGAAAAUCGGCUUUGGUACAUUAUUUUCUAACCGGCCUUUUUCUUCAAGAUGAUUCACCUGAAGGUGGAAGGUUCAAAAAGUUAUGUUUUGUUCAGACACAGCCAUGUUUGCUUCUGAUCCGUGAUGAGCCGGGACCGCCUGACGUACAGUUGGCCAGCUGGAUCGAUGCAUUGAUCUUCGUGGUCGAUUUGGGCGAUUUAGAGAGCAUACGCCUUGUUUGCAGUUACUACACGCUGUUAUGUGACUUACGCGACUUAUCUUCUAUCCCAAUCGAACUGGUCGCAAUCCAAGACCAAACGUUUAACAAGUCGAUUUCCUCCGAUGUCGAGUCGGGCGUUCGCCAGCUACUCGCUGUCAUGCAUUUCUGUCCAUACUACGAGGCUUCUACACUGCACGGAAUCAAUGUUGAACCCGUCUUCCACGACAUUCUGUCUCGCGUGUUCCUCAUACGAUCUUCCAUCAACCCUCCGGCCUCACCAACUAAAUCAUCGACCGGACUCUGUGAAACGCCAAAGCUGACUGUGAACACUGCACGCGCAUCCCAUAUUACAGUUAAUAGUGAAUAUGCUCCAGCCGCCCAAUUGUUUACCGGUCCCUCCAUCAUAGCGCCCCCGAAGUACCCUCUUGGACAGGUAUCCACAGCGCCUCCAUUGUUACCCAUUGCACCAACUUCCGGCUCGCUAAUGGACUCUACGUUGCUAGCUGGAUUACACACUCCCUCUUCCAACCGCACACACAAUCCAGUUUUCAGUGGGACGUCACGGCAGCAGGUCGUCUUCCCCAAGCUGAUCAAUCCUUCAUCUCAUUCAUCCUCAACGCUGCGUCCGACGCCGCCCGCUACUCUUUCACUCACUUCAAUGUCCGCCUCGGUGAUGUCACCGCACCCAUCUCGAUUGUUUGACCAAAUCCCUCCUGCGCUUCAACAGAUGCAACUACCGAGGGCCUCUCUGUCCACCGAGUUCCCUAAGCGAGCUAUACCAGAUUGCCCCGCAACUGUUGAUUCCUGGCCGUGUUCCGCAGCCUUGUCAUCUGGCGCGCAUCCCACUCCUAACAAUGCGUCGACAGCAAACUUCGGACCGUUCAUCACUUCUGGCGUCACAGCUCAGCGUCCGCUCUUGUGUAAGGAGAGCUCGCGCCUUCCCAGUGCAGUUCACUCAUCUGGUGCUGCAGCGUCCUCUCAGAGACGGCCAGAUGUUGAUGUCAAUUCACGCCCAAAUGCCAACUUUAGUCCACGUUUAUCCGAUGAAUCGAGACCCAAUCGACCGCGGCCCCAGUCGACAGGCUCUCUGAGCGGUCCUCUGUCUGGAAUUGCGUCGGCCACACUUUGCACAAUGGGACUCCAUUCGAGUUCGGGCGCGUCGAAGCAACGCGACAACGUUGGUGCUGGUCGGCUUAUUCCUCUGAAACAAGGCUAUUUGUAUAAACAUAAGACACCACGCAUUGGGAAAGAGGUGAAGCGAAAGAAGAAAUAUGUGGUCAUUACUGCGGACGCGCGGCUGUCUUAUCAUCCUUCGAAGCAGGAUUACAUCAGUGGCCAGCGCUGCAAAUCCAUUGACUUGACAAUAACCACGGUGAAACUACCCGGUCUAGCCUACCGGAUGAGUCCGGGCAACCCAUCUUCGUCUUUCUUCUCCUCGGACGCAUCCACUCAAAGUCUGACCGAGAUGAACUCCUCCUUCAUUCUACCCUCUCUAGUGCCAGCACCGAUUUCCACCGGCACAAGCACUCCCAGAACGUCUGCCCCGCAUUCGCCCGCUCUCGGCUUGACUGAUUCUUUGAAUUCAUGUCAUUUGGAAUCCAAAGGCGGUGCUGAUGCAUCUUGGAUGGGUUCUACUUCGCCUCACCAAGGUGAGGCACAGUUCGAGCUGACCGGCAAAAAGUCCGCUACCACAACGCAACAAAGCCUCCGUGACGGCGGGAGUCGUGUCCUGCGUGAUGUCAUGAAACGACACCAUAAGAAAACGAAAGCAUCAUCUUCCGACAAUUCUGUGGAUUAUGAAAACCAGGAAUUCCUAUUGGUUACCGCAGACAACACUCAGUGGCAUUUUGAAGCUUCUUCCACGGCUGAUCGGGACGAUUGGAUACAUCAUAUCGACUAUGUUAUCCACCAGCGCUUAAGAUCCGUUGUUGCACUACCUCACGAUGAUUACCCACGCGACCCUUACACAGGGGACAUGAAAUCUGUCAUGGAGCACAGUUUGGUGUCGAACCGCAUCCACUUGGCACGUCCCCUUUCAUUUACAGCCACUGGCUCUUGUAUGUUCAAGGACGGCGCUGGAGAAGAUGUGUGUGACCAAGACGAGGUUUUGAAGCGGCUGACUGCCCUCCCUGGAAACGAUUACUGUGCGGAUUGCGGAGCACCAAAUCCCGAAUGGGCCAGCCUCAGUCUAGUUGUGCUUGUCUGUAUCGAAUGCAGUGGAGUUCACCGUGAAUUGGGCACACACAUCUCUCGUGUUCGGUCGGCUGCUCUGGACACUUGGACACGCGAGCAUUUGGCGGUUAUGGUCGCAUUUGGAAACACCCUGGCCAACUCGGUUUGGGAAGGCGCUGCUCCCUCACAGGCAAAGCAAUAUAAGAAGCCCGAGCCUAGCUCCCCUCGGGAGGUGCGUGCCACCUGGAUUCAGAACAAGUAUGUUCACCGUCUGUUUCUUCCUCCUUUGCCUCUGGCAUCUCGUCCGAUCCAUCAGGACCUAGUGGAUGCACUGAUUCGCAAAGACAUGCGAAGCUUGCUCAUUUGCUUGGCUCUUUGCGGUGCCUCUCCCAAACAGCAGCAGUAUUUGGCUCGCACCAAUUCGAAGCAAUCACUCAUCAGUGCUCCGUACAACGAACAUGUUUCAUGGACUCCACUUCAUCUGGCUGCGGCUCUCGGAGAUCUAGCCUCCACACAACUGUUACUUUGGCAUGGAGCGGAUCUCCACUGCACCGAUCAGUUUGGUCUCACUGCGUGGUCUUACGCGCACGUUUGCCGACAGGACACAUGUGCCCGGCUACUGCAACUCCAUGGUUGUCGUGCCGUGCCGGUUUUGGACAUCCCACCGGAGUGGCUGCAACGAAUAAUCAACCUAUCUGCUCUUGAUACUUCUAAUUCCCUCACACGGGUGACUACGUCGGAUCCUGCAGCCGACGCAGGGAGUGAUUCACAGUCGUGUGAUUCACUAGCCGAAUCUCCGAUUGCGCGGCGAGUCCCACACUCAAAAUGA
This is a messenger RNA of Dicrocoelium dendriticum, 3432 nucleotides long. Lineage: Eukaryota; Metazoa; Platyhelminthes; Trematoda; Plagiorchiida; Dicrocoeliidae. The record is from the annotation of a GenBank genome assembly.